CAGUAGCCUGUCUGAUCCCCUCUCUCGAACAUCCCCAACAAACAAAAGUAUAUUACUUGCUGCUGUUUUUUAAGGAGAAGCUAAAUAAAAGAAUACCUGACGUGUUUGCCUCAGCUACCAGAAGCAGACGCAGUCCCUCUAAACCUACACCUGACGGCUAUAAGGAACUACCUGCAUCCGAUAAGGAACCUAGUCGACAAAAUCAAGUGUGUCGUGAGGGAGGGGGUGUGGAGAAAAGAAGUCGAAUGGGAGAGAGGGAAAAGGGAGAAGAGACAUCGAGGGAGGGGAAAAGGUCAGGGACACGGGGGGUUUAUCGCACUGCCAGAAUUAAGGAGAGUGUCUACACCAACGGUUUGGCAGUCGAAACCAAGGAGACGAAGUGAAAUACACCAGCAGUCCAACACUUACUGUUUUCCGCAAGCACUACUGUGGAUUUUUAAACCUUAUCGACAACUUCCAAAAACUAUUUGUGUGCUUUGUUGAGGUCCAGGCAACACAGAGGGCACUUUUGGACCGUGCGUAAUUUGGAGAGUGUAUUGCCACACUGCGUCAGGAUGCACGUCUGCCCGCUGCUGUUCAUCCUCUGUCUGCUGUGCGCUGGACGCGCUCAGAAGUUCUCUGCUCUCACGUUCCUGCGGGUGGAUCAGGAUAAGGAGUGCAACAUGGAAUGCAGCGGAGCUCCUCGCAAGCCCCUGUGCGCCUCCGACGGCAGGACCUUCACAUCUCGCUGCGAGUUCCUCCGAGCCAAGUGCCGCGACCCCCAGCUGGAGGUCAUCCGAGGGCCAUGCAAAGAUACGUCCAGAUGUGUUGCAGAGAAGAAGUACACAGAGCAGCAGGCCAAGAAGCUCUUCCCGCAGGUCUUUGUGCCUGUGUGCAACCCUGAUGGCACAUAUAGCGAGGUUCAGUGCCACAGCUACACUGGAUACUGCUGGUGUGUCAACCCCAACGGCCGACCCAUCAGUGGCUCAGCAGUGGCCAAUAAAAAACCCCGCUGCCAAGCUUCAAAACAAGAGAGAGCUACUACAAGAGAGCCAGGUAAAGCAGUCUCCUUGCAAAUAUUCUCCAAUCUAAAUGCAGAUGAGACCGGCCUAGUGGUGGAUCCGCAGCCUGCCGGCGACGAAGAAGACAUCAUUUCCCAGUACCCCACUCUGUGGACGGAGCAGGUCCGCAGCCGACAGAACAAUAGAACACGAGCACCAUCCUCAACAUGUGACCAGGAGCAGCAGUCCGCCCAGGAAGAGGCUAGGCAGCACAAGAACGAUGCUGUGUUCAUACCCGACUGUGCCCAAGGAGGACUCUACAAGGCGGUCCAAUGCCACCCCUCCACCGGCUACUGCUGGUGUGUGCUGGUGGACACUGGACGGCCCAUACCUGGGACCUCCACCAGGUGGGAGAGACCUCACCUAUGGUAUGAACAGCCAAAGUGUGACGGAAAUGCCAGGGCCCACCCAACUAAACCUAAGGACCAUUACAGAAGCAGACAUCUCCAAGGCUGUCCUGGGGCAAAGAAAACAGAAUUCCUGACAAGUGUACUUGACGCGCUGUCAACAGACAUGGUGCACGCCGUCACAGAUCCAGCAUCAGCCGGAAGGAUGGCAGAGCCAGACCCCAGCCACACCCUGGAGGAGAGGGUGGUCCACUGGUAUUUCAGUCAGCUCGACAAAAACUCCAGCGGGGACAUUGGAAAGAAGGAGAUCAAGCCCUUCAAACGCUUCCUGCGCAAGAAAUCCAAGCCAAAGAAGUGUGUGAAGAAGUUUGUGGAGUACUGCGACAUCAGCAACGACAAGGCGCUGUCUCUGCAGGAGCUGAUGGGCUGCCUCGGGGUGACCAAAGAAGAGGGGGCCAAGCCAGGAGAGAGUUUACCUUCCAGUAAAUUAAAUCCCUCGAAGAAGCAAGGCUAAGCAUCUGAGAUUUCCCCUCCAGCACGGAGAACCUGCCCUCACCAAUCGGCAAUAAUGGAAACCAUAGUAUUUGCACUUUGUACUUUAAAAUAAAAAUGUAAAUUCACUUUGUAGAAAUAAGGUAUUUAAACAGACUGCUGAAUCUGUGAAUGAUGUAGUUAGCUUUUGAUGUCCUGACAAGCAAACAUUAUUUAACACAUACAAUGUAUGUGUCCUUUGUGUGUCUAAAAAGUAUACUUUUCAGAGUUGUACAAGUUUUCAUGUUUGAUGUUGCAUUUUGUGCCCCUUCCCCGAGUGUAAUUUUCUCCUUACUUUGAUGAUGGUAAUACGGAUAUAUGGAUAGUUUGCUACAAUAACUUAGACCACGCCAUCUCUCAUGUACUGACCUAUAGCUUCUUCUCUUGUGCUUUGUACAGCAGUUUGCAAGAAUGUUUUAAACAGACAUCAUAAAAACGUCCUCCAUGUCCACAUGUAAUCGUGUUUAUUAGGAAUAAAGAACUCUUUUAUACA
This is a messenger RNA of Trematomus bernacchii (emerald rockcod), 2411 nucleotides long. RefSeq names its product SPARC related modular calcium binding 2 (gene smoc2). Lineage: Eukaryota; Metazoa; Chordata; Actinopteri; Perciformes; Nototheniidae. Gene Ontology annotation, biological process: extracellular matrix organization. Gene Ontology annotation, molecular function: protein binding; calcium ion binding; heparin binding. The transcript is spliced from 13 exons. The record is from RefSeq and is a predicted model, not a curated record. Gene Ontology annotation, cellular component: basement membrane. The coding region runs from base 555 to 1901 and encodes 448 amino acids.